UCUUCGCUCACACAGAGAGAGAGAGAGCGAGCGACGAGAAGGAGAAAUGGCAGCAACAGUUUCGUGUUCAUGGCUCACCCUUCCCUCCAAAAUCAGAAACUUUUCUCUCACUUCUUCUUCUUCCUCUUUUUCCAUCUCCAAUUCCUCUUCUCUCAGUUUCUCUACAAACCUCUCUCUGUCUCUCUUCUCUCAAGGUAGGUGCUUGUCGUUGAGCACGGUUCAGAAACGUGGAUUUGUGGUGUGCGAAGCUGCUCCAAAGAAAAAGGUUGAUUCUGCAGUGAAGAGAGCUCGUCAAGCUGAGAAACGCCGCAUCUACAACAAAGCUCGCAAAUCAGAGAUUAAAACCCGUACCAAGAAGGUUUUGGAAGCUCUGGAAGUGCUUAAGAAGAAACCGGAUGCACAGGCUGAAGAAAUCUUCCCAAUUGAGAAGAUGAUUGGAGAGGCAUACUCAAUAAUUGACAAAGCAGUGAAAGUGGGCACACUGCACAGGAACACUGGAGCAAAUCGCAAGUCUCGGCUUGCCAGAAGAAAGAAGGCGGUGGAGAUCCAUCAUGGCUGGUAUACCCCAGUUCCUGAAGCCAGUGCCUAAAACAAUCCUCAUGUUAAGUUCACAUUGAGU
Abrus precatorius (Indian licorice) is the source of this 619-nucleotide messenger RNA. Its product is annotated as 30S ribosomal protein S20, chloroplastic. NCBI's taxonomy places the organism in Eukaryota, Viridiplantae, Streptophyta, Magnoliopsida, Fabales, Fabaceae. Gene Ontology annotation, molecular function: structural constituent of ribosome; small ribosomal subunit rRNA binding. The coding region runs from base 47 to 589 and encodes 180 amino acids. Gene Ontology annotation, biological process: translation. Gene Ontology annotation, cellular component: small ribosomal subunit; ribosome. The transcript is spliced from 3 exons. The record is from RefSeq and is a predicted model, not a curated record.